This is a messenger RNA of Mizuhopecten yessoensis (Yesso scallop), 2282 nucleotides long. Its product is annotated as crossover junction endonuclease EME1-like. The transcript is spliced from 11 exons. The coding region runs from base 352 to 2085 and encodes 577 amino acids. Gene Ontology annotation, molecular function: nuclease activity; DNA binding. Gene Ontology annotation, cellular component: nucleus; Holliday junction resolvase complex. Lineage: Eukaryota; Metazoa; Mollusca; Bivalvia; Pectinida; Pectinidae. Gene Ontology annotation, biological process: resolution of meiotic recombination intermediates; double-strand break repair; mitotic intra-S DNA damage checkpoint signaling. The record is from RefSeq and is a predicted model, not a curated record.
UCUGCUGAUGUCUGCCUCUGAGGUAGCUGCCGAUGAAACUGACUGCUGUCUCAUCCAGGCUAUAGGCUCGCAGCUUCUCCAGUAGCAGAUUGUGUGGAAUACAGUCAGGCCUUGGACAGAUCCAUCACAACUGCACCAAUAUACUGAUGAUCAUCCUAGGCCCAAUGCCAAUCCUCAAGUAGAUGCAGCAGAGUAGACUGGCACCCAAAGCCCCUUCUGAAAGCUGCUAAAAACAACAUUGAUGACACAUGGACAAUUAAUUAAUAAAAACAGGAGUUUUAUAUACAUCAUUACAUUGUAUAUAUGCAAAGAACAGGAGUUUUUCUUAUCCAUAUGCAUUAAAUACAAGAAAUGGAAUGUGACUUGAGUGACACUGAUGUCAUUAGUGAUAUGGACUGUGAUUUACCUGAUCUUGAUGGGCCACAAGUUGUGUCUCAACCUACUCGUCAGAUCCACUGUUUAUCUGAUAGUUCUGACUCUGAUGCAGAUGAAGUUAAUUGUAAAACUGCAUACAUUCCAUUAAAAGAACGGGUUCUUAAUUGUCAGAAUUCAAAUAAAAGUAACAAAUACCAAGAAUUCUCUGAUGCCUCGGAUGUUGAGAUUGUAGAUUAUAAAGCCAGCCAUGAUCUUACCAGGAGCCCUGUACAUGUUGCUAUUAGCGACGAUUCAAAUGACAGCUGUGUAUUGAGGUGCUACAGCCCAUGUAGUGACAAUGAUUUGGAACACCAACCUCUGUCCAGUCUGAUCAGUAAGGCACCCUGUACCACUACAGGUCCAUCUGUGUUAACUAAUAAAAAUGUUAGUCAUCAUGUCCAAGGAGCUGAACCUGGAAUUCAAAUUUCAGGAUAUAGUCAACUUUCAGAAAGUAAAACUUUGCUGUCUACCAUUCCCAGUAUGCAAAACUCAAGGAAAAGAACUGCAGAUGAAAUCAUAGAAAGGAAAAGACAAGCACAGAUGAAACGAGAUGAAAAGGAAAAACAGAAGUUUGAAAGACAGAAAUCAAAAGACGAAAAACAGGCAGAGAAAGAAAGAGCAGCACUUAUAAGAAAUGCAGAGAGAAGCAGAAAGAAACAGUAUGGUCUGCUGAAAGAUUGUCUUAGUUUUAUGAAGAUUAUACUGGACACUCACCUUGUGAAUGACCUUGGCCUUGGAGCAAGCAUCUUUAAGAGUUGUGAGUCCCUAGGGGUACAGUGUGUGGCUGAGCCCCAGACCAUCCCCUUCACCAUUACCUGGCAGAGAACGGUCACAGAGUGUGAUGUUACAGAAGGAAAGGUAGAUACAUGGACAAGACAGACGGUGGAAGAUAAUGUUCUUACCCUCAUACCUACUUCAGACUUCGUUCAUUUUGUCAAGAGUUUCAAACAGUUACAGAUGGGCGAGGAUCAGGGACAGACAACUCUGAAGCAAUAUAUAAAGACCAUACAGCAGCAUUAUCAAGGAAAGCAUUUAACUGCUGUUGUUUUAGGGAUGGAGAAAUAUUUCAGGGACCAGAAAACAGCCAUACAGCGUAAACACAAAGAGGUAGUGCGCUCUAUGGACCAGAGAGAACCUUCACGACCAAAGAAAACAAAAACAGGGGAGACAACUUCAGUAGUGUCUAGAAUGGAAGUGGAGGAGGCAGUCAUUGAAACACAGCUCCAGACAGGAACCAUGGUACACAUGAUGGAGUCUAAUGAAGAGUUUGCACAAAUGGUUAAAACAUUCACCAAGGCUGUUGCUGAAAAACCUGCAAAGAAAGACAGACUAGAGAAUGUAUUCUCCUUUCAUGAGGAUGGGACAACUGGUGUCAGAGUAGAUAAGUCUGGUCAUGGCCUUCUCAAAGUCUGGAAACAGCAGCUCCUCCAGUUUAAAAACAUCAGCCCAGACAUUGCAGAUGCAGUGCUAGCCGAGUAUCCCUCCCCUUGGCUUCUGUAUAAGGCAUUGAUGGAAUGCACAGAUGAGACCACGGCCUCACGUCUUUUAGAGAACAUUGUGGUGAGACGUGGAACAGGUGUGCUACGAACAACCCGGCGAAUCGGCAAGGAAAUGUCUCGUAGAAUAUAUUUGUUUCUUACGAGCAGAAACCCGGAUGUCAUUAUCAAAUAACACAUAUUAUCACAUAAUGUACUGUGUUAUCUAGUGAAUAUACCCAUGUCAUACUUUUUUGCGUAUUAACCCAUGUAAUAUGACCUAUCAGCCCUGUGAUUGAUUGUAAGUUUCAAUUGUUUCGAUGGUGACAUCACGCCAAGGACAAGUACAUGACGUCACAAACUUACACACUGGAGUCAAAAUGGCGGCUUUUU